UUCCGGCCGUCCUUCUCGCCGCACGCUCGCCGGCCAACCGCAGUCGUCCAGCGCGCGUUUGCCCUCGUCGCGCGGACCUGCCACUCCGACGGCUACCAGGAGUAGCUGCACGCGCGCACGAGGUGCCCAACGCCUGGAGGAGGUCCAGGAAGACAGCCGGAGAAGCGGGUACCACUGCGGCCGGCACCGUGCCAACCGAGCUUUCACUCGUCAAACCGAUCGAUCGUGUAGUACCAUCGAGACGAGCUUCUUAUCGAUAGACAACUGCCAAGAGUUUUAUCGGCUCGCGUUACCGAAACGACCUAUCGUUUGGUGAUAUUCUCGUUGAUUUCUCUUUAUCGGACCAAUCGCUGCGUAUAAAUAGUUGGCGACAAGAUCGAACUUCUCUUUGCGAGAUUAUAUUUGCUCCAAUUAUACUGUAAAUAUAGAAGGAAGAAUGGCAGUUGGAAGAUCGAAGCGGAUGGAAAGAAGCGCAUGCACCGGAGAAGCAAGAAGAUUUGUUAUCGAGUGUUGAGAGAGAAACGAGAGGAUCGGAUCGUUGGAGUUUCGGAGAGUGGCGCGCGCCAACGCUUUCGAGUUAGAACAUCGUGCUAAUUGGUGUAUCGUUGUUAAAGCACGAGCAAACUGUCUCCGUGUUACCCUUGAUCGUCGUUAACCGUAAUAUCGCUGAUGCUUCGCCGGGCCUCGCGAAAUCCAGAUUAAACGUACAAAAAUUCUAUGUAUUAGAAAUUGAAGAAAUUGAAAGAAGAAGUUCCGAGCACCGACGAAAGUCGAAUAAUUUCUCGAGCAGCCUAACUGAGUAUUUCGUUCGGCGAAGGAUCGAAGCGUCGAGAAACGAUGAGCGUCGAUCGCGGCAACGACGACGAAGCAAACGACUCGAUAGCGUCUCUGUUCGAAGAUGACAUUUAACCUACGUCCUACGGAUAGAUCGCGUUGAUCGCGAGUCAUUAACGAGACAAUCGACGCGUCGAGCUUUGACGACGCGUGCAAACACAGGAUCGAAGCGGAGAGAAACUCGUCGUGACCUGUCAUACGUCGUAGGUGUAUCAUUAUAGAGUCUGGUUUCUCUUGACGCAUUCGAACACUCGUGAAAGCGGAAUCGCUUCCUGCGACGAUAAGUGUCACGGAAGAUCGGUGUCUAAAUUAUGCCGAGAAUCGUGGUUUCGCCGUGAAUCAAAACGGAGAUGAAAGAUUGAAAGAGAACUUUCGCAAGAACUUUUGACGCGAAUACGAUCGACUAUUGGUGGCAACUCUGGUUCUUCCGGACGAGAAGAGGCGGUUCUUAUUCAGGGAAAAAUCAACAGACUAUCGCGGAAAUCCUUGGAUCAAUAUGCCGCAUACAGGUCAAGCAGGAGUUAAUCAAUUGGGUGGUGUGUUUGUUAACGGAAGGCCAUUGCCCGAUUGCGUUCGACAAAGAAUCGUACAGCUCGCUUUGGUCGGCGUCAGACCUUGCGAUAUCUCACGGCAACUUCUUGUGUCUCAUGGAUGCGUCUCGAAGAUUCUCACGAGAUUCUACGAGACAGGAAGCAUUCGACCAGGAAGCAUCGGAGGAAGCAAAACGAAACAAGUGGCCACCCCCACCGUCGUGAAGAAGAUUUUACGAAUGAAACAAGAACAACCAACAAUGUUCGCUUGGGAGAUCCGAGAACAGCUGGCGCGACAAGGAGCUUGCGAUCCCCAAAGCUUACCCUCCGUCUCCUCGGUAAAUCGAAUUCUCCGAGGCGGUGGACUUCAUACGGAUCACACGGGGAUCGAGGGUGGUUCACCGAGCACGUACGCCUCGCAAGUUUCCUCGAACGUCGCCAAUAGAGACACACUCAUGAGAACGGAUUACCAAUUAUUUUAUCCGGGAUCACUGGGACCGUUGCACAUUUCCACAACUUCCGGCAAUACCAGCGCACCAUCUUGGAAUCCAAGCUUUUACUCGUCUCUUUAUCAAGCAACUACGCUGCACUUGCAUCAUGGAAUGCAAUCAUUCACAUCGUUAGACGUGGAACGUCUGUCGGAACAAAGCGGACCAACGAACCAGGUCGAUUUAAAAUCCAGCUCGAGCUCGAUGGCGGGCAGCGACGACUCCUUGGACAAGAGCGACCUGGACGAGAACACGGAGUCCCAAGACCACUACAAGCCUUUCCAAAAUUCGCCUAUAAUCCUAGAGCUCGGCCAGAAGAUCGGCAGCGAUCGUAGCGCGUUCGUCAGACACAGUACAACCGGCUCGUCCGGAAACCUCGAGAAUCGACAGAGUCCACCGCCAACAAGCGGUGACAAGCAGAAAAUAGCGUCUCCGCGAAUCUUGGAAACGGGAAACGAGCAGAGCACCAUGGCCAAAGAAGCGGCGGUCGAAGGAAGACCGGCGCAACCUCAGAGAAAAAGGAAUCCUUACUCGAUAGAAGAGCUCCUGAAGAAAGACGAAGGCAAAAGCACCUCGAAGAGGCCGAAAUUGACUAAUCUCGGGGUGGUUCAACCCUGUGGAAUUAUCCUGAACAAGGAAAUCUGAAGGAUUGCGGCCGAGAGUUAAAUAAAACGGAGAGAAAGAAGAAUAUUUCAAGAUCUGAUAAGAUAGAGGCUAAAAGAUGAUCGUCUGGAUUUGGGAGAAUUUUCGACAGACAGAAUCAAGGAUGAUGGUGUUUGGAUGGUGAAUGUCGAGGAUGAAGAUGCGAUUGUUUGAAAAUGAAAUGAAUGGACGAGCUAGGACAGAGGGAGGUGUAUGGUCGGAACGAUCGAUGGAUGUUGCGACGAUGAAAUUGAGCUAGGUUUAUAUUAGAUAUUCGUGGCUCUGUAUUUUUCCGAUUUAUCGAUACAAAAAAAAGAACUUCUAAAUACUUUAUUUAGAAAAAUACUUCAUUCUUGGAAUAACGAAUCGUUGAGAAACCAUUUAGUCUUGUACAAUACUUAUUUAUUAAACUCUCGUUUUAAGAGGAUUAAACUACGUCCGUUAAAGAGAAAUGUAACAUAGUUUAGCAAAAAGGUGGAACAACACCAAAUUCAACGCUUGAGAAAUUACAUUGUAAAGGAAUAAAAACAAAACGGUUGAUAAGAUCGGUACACCUUUAUAGAUAUGCGAAAAUCUCGAAAAUUAAAGCGAUCGUCGUUGUACUAUCGAUACGGAGAAAAAGUAUAAAUUAUAUGUAACAUUAGUAUAAAUCGUCGAUUAUGUAUUGUUGACCGCAAUAUCGUAGGUUAAACGUAAGUCUGUUAAGAUAAUUUAUAAUUAAAUUAUUUUUAUUCAUUCUUCCGCGUCCGACACCGUCGAUGAUCUGUCUUUUCGAAGAAGAAAGGAAAUCAUCGAUAUUAUGCAUAAUAGCGGGACGAUAAAAUACGAUAAAGGAAAUUCAUUGACGCAGGUGUUCUAUCAGUUUUGAUGAUUUUCAACAGGAUCAGUUUUGUGAUCUCCGAAUACUGAGAUUUUUCUGUCGUGUAAUUUGUGUGUGGUGUAUGAUUUCGUUUUGAGAGCGGGACGAUGCCAUAUUAUUAUGUACGAUAUUUAACUUUAAUUUAGUCAAAGAAACUUUGACGUAUUCUAAUAAAGUGAAAUGGCUAGUAACCUUAAAAAUAAAAAGAAAUCCUUUUUUUAUCCAUCGUGCCGAAGCAAGAGGUACCCGGAUCGUUCAAAUCCAUCAUUU
Molecule: messenger RNA, 3623 nt
Organism: Bombus pyrosoma
Lineage: Eukaryota; Metazoa; Arthropoda; Insecta; Hymenoptera; Apidae
Gene: Poxn
Product: paired box pox-neuro protein
Exons: 6
Coding region: 1331-2497 (388 amino acids)
Biological process (GO): regulation of transcription by RNA polymerase II; anatomical structure development
Molecular function (GO): DNA-binding transcription factor activity, RNA polymerase II-specific; RNA polymerase II cis-regulatory region sequence-specific DNA binding
Source: RefSeq, a predicted model, not a curated record